AUGCCUAAAGUCCGAAGAAGUAAAAAACCUCCACCCGAAGGAUGGGAAUUAAUUGAACCAACACUGGAAGAACUGGAACAAAAAAUGAGAGAAGCUGAAACUCAACCACAUGAAGGAAAAAGAAAAACUGAAGCAUUAUGGCCGAUUUUUAAAAUACACCAUCAGAAAUCUAGGUAUAUAUAUGAUUUAUUUUACAGGAGGAAAGCAAUUAGUAAAGAAUUAUAUGAAUUUUGUUUAAAUGAAAAUAUCGCUGAUAAAAAUUUAAUUGCUAAAUGGAAAAAACAAGGAUAUGAAAAUUUGUGUUGUUUAAGAUGUAUUCAAACUCGUGACACAAAUUUUGGAACCAAUUGCAUUUGUAGAGUGCCUAAAGUUAAAUUAGAAGAAGGACGAAUAGUUGAAUGUGUACACUGUGGAUGCAGAGGUUGCUCUGGAUAA
Messenger RNA from Pediculus humanus corporis (human body louse), 435 nucleotides. Its product is annotated as protein G10, putative. Gene Ontology annotation, cellular component: nucleus; spliceosomal complex. The transcript has 4 exons. The record is from RefSeq and is a predicted model, not a curated record. Gene Ontology annotation, biological process: mRNA splicing, via spliceosome. NCBI's taxonomy places the organism in Eukaryota, Metazoa, Arthropoda, Insecta, Psocodea, Pediculidae. The coding region runs from base 1 to 435 and encodes 144 amino acids.